UCAUCUGUUUGUGUCCAAUGGGUCUACAAAUUCACUUUGUGGUUGACCCUCAGGGUUGGUGCUGCAUGGGCCUCAUUAUCUUUGUCUGGCUGUACAACACGAUCUUCAUUCCCAAAAUCAUCCUUUUUCCUCACUAUGAAGAGGGACAUGUUUCAGCUGUGGUGAUUUUGUGUUAUUACUUUUGUUCGUUGUUUUGUAUAGCUUCGUUACUAAGAGCCUCAGUAGCUGAUCCAGGAAAACUACCUGAAAACCCAAAGAUACCACUUACAGAAAGAGAAUUUUGGGAAUUAUGUAACAAAUGCAACAUGAUGAGACCAAAGCGCUCCCACCAUUGUAGCCGUUGCGGACAUUGUGUUAGGAGAAUGGAUCACCACUGCCCUUGGAUUAAUAACUGUGUUGGUGAAGACAAUCAUUGGCUGUUUUUGCAGCUAUGUUUCUACACUCAGAUUCUUAGUUCUUAUACGUUGAUACUUGAUUUCUGCCAUUAUUACUACUUCUUGCCACUGAAAAAAGAUAACUGGGAUGUAUUUGUACGUAGACAUGAACUUGCUCUUCUAAGAAUAUCUGCCUUCAUGGGUCUGGUAGUACUAGGUGGAAUAAGUGGUCUCUUUUAUACUCAGCUAAUGGGUAUUUUCACUGACACUACGAGUAUAGAAAAAAUGUCAAACUGUUGUGAAGAUAUAUCAAGGCCCCGAAAGCCAUGGCAGCAGAGCUUAUCUGAAGUUUUUGGCACUCGCUGGAAGAUCCUGUGGUUUAUUCCUUUCAGGCAGAGGCAGCCACUGCGAGUUCCCUACCACUUUGCCAAUCAUGUCUAAACAGAUGGAUGGUGGGCACAGAUGCGUCCUCUAUGCUGGAAGUGUGUUACAGGUUUUAUGAUAAUAGGACUGUGACAGUCCUCAAGUCAAUUAAAAUCCACCCACCAAUCUUAGUCAUCAUAGUGUGCCCCGGGCUUUAUUUUAAUAGUGGUCCGGAUUUUGUUGUGGGAUUAAUAAAAGUUACAUGUUUAAGUUAAAGCAUAUUUACUUUAGGAUUAGCUUUCUAAAGGGAUUUCUUUAUUGUUU
Molecule: messenger RNA, 1061 nt
Organism: Tinamus guttatus (white-throated tinamou)
Lineage: Eukaryota; Metazoa; Chordata; Aves; Tinamiformes; Tinamidae
Gene: ZDHHC21
Product: zDHHC palmitoyltransferase 21
Biological process (GO): peptidyl-L-cysteine S-palmitoylation; protein targeting to membrane
Cellular component (GO): endoplasmic reticulum; Golgi apparatus
Molecular function (GO): protein-cysteine S-palmitoyltransferase activity
Source: RefSeq, a predicted model, not a curated record